CAUAUCUUCAGAUAAAAUUAGCCAGCUGUUCUACUCAACACUAAAUUUGAGGGACACCAGAAUUUAAGUGCAUGAGUAGUGCAUUUUAUUGUCCAGAAUCAGUUUCACCACAUUUUCAAAUCAGAGGGAAACUUCCUCUAAUCUACAUCGCUUCAUCACAGGUUUAAAGAAAAUCCCAUGAGUAAUUCAAUACUUUUACAAAGGAGCAGUAUGGAGAUGGAACAGGAAGGGCAGGAUCUACAUCUUCUGACUAGCAUUAGACUACAAAUCAUCUACAGUCCUCUAGCGACUGUGAUGAGGCUGCACCAAUAUCCACUGUUAGGUACAGCCCACACCGUUUGUUAACAAGACUCAGGUGUAAGAGACACAAUGAAAGGAAGGAAACACAGGAAGAGUAUAUUAGAUACAAGGAUUCCCAUCUCCACCCAAAUAUAUCCUGCUUGACUUUGUUAGCAAAAAAAUGUUAGAGAACAUUUCACAUUUUAAAGCAGCUAUAGGAGGAAAAAGUUCUGAGGAAUUUUGUCCCUUUGAACUUCCAAGUAAAACCUUAAGUAAGAUUAUGCAAACCUAAAGACCAAUCCUGAUUAGUGGGAGGGGGGAAUGCAGCCCUUUUCCAAAUAAGUUCUUGAGGAUUUCUCCUCUGCUGCUAGGGUUUGUGUUGGAUAAAGAAAGCCCUCCUAACAAACCAGCAUUCUUUUCCACCUGAUCAGAGCUAAUUGGCCCCCCUGCAGACAAAAUGACCAAUCACAUCAGCUUCAGAUGAAAACCAACCCCCCUCCACCCCCCGCAUUAUAAACAGAGGAAUGAGACAUGUAAACCCAUUUCAAAGAAGAGAUCUCUACAAACAACAAUUGUGGAAAGUUUCUUGCCUGUACUGGGACCAGAACAUAAGAUUAUCGCAGUUACUUUUUGGACCCAAAACCUCUCCCCCUUUCCCCUGCACACUGAUAAAAGCUUCAGAGACAUUGCUUAACAUCAGCAGUGGCCUGAGUAUGUUCAGCAGAAGAGGCUCUCCCCCAGUUUUCAGAAGAUGAGAUCAGAUAUGAUAGACAGCAACAACACCAAAUCUAGUGCCCCCCUCCUGGAUCAAAGGCACUUGAGGAUGGUGACUAAAGAUGGACACAGCACACUACAGAUUGAUGGCACCCAAAGGAAAGGUCUGGCAUACCUACGAGAUGCUUGGGGAAUACUAAUGGACAUGCGCUGGCGAUGGAUGAUGCUAGUCUUUGCUGCUUCUUUUGUCAUCCACUGGCUAGUCUUUGCAGUGCUCUGGUACCUCCUGGCUGAGAUGAAUGGGGACCUGGAGUUGGAUCAUGAUGCCCCACCUGACAACCACACCAUUUGUGUUAAGUACGUCACCAGCUUUACAGCUGCUUUCUCCUUCUCCCUGGAGACACAGCUCACUAUUGGUUAUGGCACCAUGUUCCCAAGUGGGGACUGUCCUAGUGCUAUCGCCCUGCUUGCCAUACAGAUGGUCCUGGGGCUCAUGUUGGAGGCCUUCAUCACAGGUGCUUUUGUGGCAAAGAUUGCCCGUCCAAAGAAUCGAGCAUUCUCCAUCCGCUUUACUCAUUCUGCAGUAGUGGCACACACAGAGGGCAAGCCAUACCUUAUGUUCCAGGUGGCCAACACUCGUCCCAGCCCACUCACCAGCGUUCGGGUUUCAGCUAUUCUUUACCAAGAACAAGAGAAUAGUCAGCUGCAUCAAACUAGUGUGGAUUUCCACCUGGACAGUAUCACGUUUGAGGAGUGUCCAUUCUUUAUCUUUCCACUGACCUACUACCACUCCAUUACCCCAUCUAGUCCUCUAGGUGUUCUCCUCCAAGGGGAUACCCCUCGCCAUUUUGAGCUAGUAGUCUUCCUCUCAGCAAUGCAGGAAGGCACAGGGGAAACAUGUCAGAGGAGGACAUCCUACCUCCCAUCUGAGAUCAUUCUACACCAUCGCUUUGCUUCUAUGCUGGCCCGAGGUGCCAAAGGGGAAUAUCAGAUCAAGAUGGAGAAUUUUGACAAGACUAUUCCAGAGCUCCCAGCUGCCGCAGACUCUAAGAGUCCAAAGAGGACUGACAUGAAGAUCCGCAUCAAUGGACAGCACACUGACAGCUUCCAGAUUUCUGAGACUGGUCUGAUAGAAUAGAAUUUGGACGUGGUGCCAUUUUUUUUUUUUUACAUUAAACUUUCAGGUUAAACUUCCAGCCUUCCUUUUCCCCCUAUUUUCUUUUGUGCUCUUUCCCCUUUUCUCCUUUCUUUUGAUUGCAGUAUAGUGUGCAGAGUAAAAAAAAGCAUAAAGUGCACAUGUAAACUGAUGAGAGGCUGUUUUGACUGCACAGAAUAGAAAGUCAGGAACAAGUACCACAGUACAAGUUCUGGGAAAGUACUAGUACUACCUGCUGAAUUCACUAGACGAUGAUUAAAACUGCACUGACCCUGAAGUGUGAGACUUUCAGACUCCCACAGUUGACCAAAACCUAAUUAAAUGGUAUGUGGGUAGAACACUAUGGCAAAAUGGGCAGCAACAGUACAAUAGAAGACCUCAUCUAAAACUAACCUGAGGUUAAAUUACACUAGUUUGGGGAUCAGCAAUGAGGUAGUUAUAAGAUUGUUAUAACCCUUUUACAUUAACACUUUCUGGGUACAUGGUUACAUCAAUUUUCAGAUGGCAGAACAUCCUACUAAAAUCAUUGCCAGUCUUUUCAGUGGCAGUGAAAUGCAUUCCAGAUGUGCUUGUUUACUACAUGAAAUCAAGAGUACUGACUGCAGUUCUUCAUUCCACCAGGUCAGAAGGGGGUACAAUAUCUCUGACAGGUCUGUGAAGACAGCAAGUGCCAAAAAUCCUGAAGUGUAUAUAUGACACAAACAUGCUACAGUGGAGAUAUUUUCAUACUUGGAAACAUUUAAUAAAUUAUUUCAGCAGUAGAAAACAGACUGUUAUACAGCAAUUCAUGUCUCUUGGCACAGUGAAAUUUCAUGUGUUCUCAGCUUUGCACAUCUUACACUUCGAGUAGUUCUGGCACCACAGGAUGCACUAUAUCUACCAAGAACUGCAUCCAUUUAUAUUUUAUGCUUUUUAAUAUAAACAUCUAUAUCUGUACGCACAGCAUAUAGAUAAAUCAUAUCUACAAAAUCAGACACAUCUGAAUUUUAAAAUAAAAAAAAUUGAAACAAGUGCUUUAUAAUGGGACUUUUUUUGCCAGGAGUACUUCGUAAGAAUACCAAGGACAAGGAACCGGGCUCCUAUAUGCAACAAUUUCUAAUAUGAUCAAAUGGGCUAACAGUUAAGUGGACUGUCUGCUGUCAAGUCACAGCUUCUCAGCAAUGGAAUGCCACUUUAAAAUGGCUAUUCUAUAUUCAGACUGAAACAGCCAACUGUUACCAUCAAAAUAAAUGUUGCCAUUCAAGGAUAAUUAAAAGACUUUUCCCUGCAACAAAUGUGGCAUAACCACUACUAAGCAGUUUAGAUAAAAACUAUAUACUGGAGCUGAUGUUAUUGUAAAGUGACCAACAGCAGGAAAUAUAGUUUGAAGCCAUAUUAGGAGGGCACUGUCUAUUGGAGGUCUUUUUUUCAAACCCAGAAGUACAGAGGUUGUCAAGCUCUUGUCACGGAGAACCUGGUAGGACAACUGUUUUGUCACAAGGUGCCAACUGUACCUCAUUUCCAGAAGGUAAUUUCUAUUAAAAAGACAGCUAAAGAGAUAUUAAAAUAUUAUUACUUUUCCAUGUUAACUAUUGUUGUAAUUGUCACAGGAAUGUGUUAUGUACCACAGGAAGGAGGAGAUCCAUGCAAUCAUGAACUGGAGGGCAGGUGGCCAAUCUCUGAAUUCAAAAAUAGUUCAUUGCUCUGAAAAUGUUUCCAUAUUCCUUCCCUACAACAAUAUAGGCUUCAAGGGCUGGUUUUAUUAUAGAGAAUGGAUACUUUCAAUAUUAUGUCUUUCACUCUCAGUAUAAUGGAACCAUAUUUUAACCCACUGUAGUGCCUGUACAGUAAUAGCAAACAACAUCUUGUAUUAAUGUACAUUAAAUUGCCUUUGUCCUCACUUUUCAUAGUUGGUCCUGCACGUGCACUUUAAAGUUCAGCUGUUUCUCUUCAUAACAUUAUUGGCCAUACCCCCAAGAUAUGGAAAGCGGAGGGGAGGGAAAAGGUGAGGGGUUGUGCUAUAUUUAUCCUUUUCUAUUUUUAAGCCCCAAACCAAUAUCCUACAGUACAGAGGACAACCCUUAAAAAGCAGCAGAACAAGAAAUUGUACUGUAAAUACUUCAUUAAGCAUGGAAUAAAGUACAAAAAUAGUUCAAAUAUGAGUACGGAGCUGCUUUACAUAUACUGACAAUUCUCCACUUUAAGUAACAUAAUCCUGUAUAACUCAAUUGUUCUGCAAUUCAGGAGUGUAAUAAUACAUCUCAAUCUAUACUAAGGACACUUAAUGGCGAGACCAUACCAGAGCUAUGGACAUAUCCCAGGUAACAUAAGUAUCCUUAGAGUCAGGAUAAUUCUGACUAUACUGUAUUGAAUUUUGACUUUUACAUCUUCUGUUUUAAACCAUUCAUUAUAGCUGUUUUCAACUUUUAAAAGCAAGGUUAAAAGAGGUAAAAAAAAUUAACAUCUUGUAUAUAAUUAAGCUUGUUCUUUUUAAUGUUCAAGUAUUCCUCACAUGAAAGGCAUAAAUAAGCACUCAGAUGGAAAUCUAUUUGCCACAUUUAACACUGACUUUCUAAGUGUCUUGUAAAUCAUAAACAUUUGUGAUGUGUUAACAGUAAAACAUGUAUUCGUUGAUCACUAUUCCUGCUUGGAAACUGAUGGACUUGUUUAAGAUCAGAUGCUGUGUAAAAACUGGACUGGCAUUUGCCUUCCCAUGUGAUUUUUCUAGAUGUCAAUGAUCUAACAUAUGACUUGUUUAAUUGGCAAAUAAUCUAAGCCUUUGAGAAGCAUCUUUGGGUAUUUCUGGCUGAAAGCCAUAGGGCCUAUGGCAAUUUGCAUAGUAACUCCUCCAGUGUAUAGUGCACCUUUGCCUUGAAUAUCAAUACCAACACUGAAGGUUGCUGUUCAGUUCGUGAAUUGAUUGCAUCAGCUGGAAAACAUUUUCUGAAUACUAAAAAAAGUGAUCAUUAUCCCUCCAUGAAGUUAGCUGUGUAUCAAUUAAUGAUAAAACGUUUGAAAAUUAAUCCUAUUUAUUGGGGGAUUUGUAUGGGGUUUCUUAAUCUUUUAUUUUUUUUAAACUUAAGAUAUUUUCCUGGGGGUGCCAUGAUUUCUGAAUUACCAAAAUAUUCUAGAGUGGUUUAUUUCCUGCUUUCUAGUUUCUACUUAUCUAUGAUAUUUUGACCACCCACAACACAGAGGGACACAAAGACCUGGUGAUUCAGUGAAUAUCUGGUCAGAGAGCACUCAAGGCUUUAUUGGAGAACCCACUAUCAUUGGUUGGUUUGGGCAAAGAUGAUGCCGUUGGUGGAAAGUGCAAAAGUGGGAACCUAAAGCCCUUGUCAGGUUUAGCAUGGAUAAUGGUAACAAGUCACUGCACUCCUUUACUAAUGAACUUCAUCCCUGAACUUGAGAGAGCAUCUCUCGGUGAUAAAUUUACUUUCAUGCCAAUUCAGUCCUUCACCUCUUGGCUAAGAUUGCUAACAGUGCUAACUGUGUUUUUUGGUGAUAGGAAUGUGUGUACUAGAAAGUGAAACUAGGACCCUUUUGACCCCAAAUCAUUUUACAUAAGCCACUAAAAAAACAUUACAUAGCAGUGACUUUUUCCCAUUACUGACCAAGGUUGAAAUUAAACUAAAUCAUCAUUUUGUGCUGACCAACCCUUUUUGGUUAGGAGACUAAGGAAGGAAGGAAGUAAAGAUUUUCCUUCUCCCAGGCGCACAAAUCCUUAAAAGAGUGACAGGCAAAUCUAAGUGGAUAUAGUUAAAACCCUGAGAGUAUUUUAUAUUAAAAAUCUGAACAGUUUACAAAUAUGGCCUUCAGCCGUAUCUUCUCAUGCUGUGAUCCUGUCUGUUCUCACAAGCUAAACAGGAUCAGACUGGGACAGUACCAGAAAGAGAUGUGAAAGAAACAGUCCGGUACAGCAGCAAGUUAUGUCAAUGAUCCGGUAGUUGGCAUUCUUUCCUUUCAAUAAGGAAAUAACUCAAUCAAUAACUCAACAAUCUGUUGGGGGAAGGGAGAGGGACACUCCUUCAGAUGAGAUACAAAGCCAAGGUCUUGACCACUUGUGGUUACUGAAGAUCCCAAGACAUGCUUUGUAGGAAGAGGAGCAUCAACCCUGGCAUCCUGACAAAAUUCCAGCUGGGGUAAUUAUAUCCUGCAUACCUAAAUUCCUCAUGCCAUUUCAAUGAGAAGAGAUCUGCUUCUCAUCCUAAAGUGACAUGUAGUGUCAAUCUGCACUGCUAAACUGCUGCUGUGGUUUCAUUAAUAAAUUAAGUGAAUUCUGUGCAUAGUUUGGUAAAAUUGCAAAAUGUUUUCACAUCCGUCAGGAUGAAAAGGUGCUAAAAUAAAUGUAAUUUCAUUAAAUCAAGUUAUUGUUGUAGCCA
Molecule: messenger RNA, 6510 nt
Organism: Chrysemys picta bellii (western painted turtle)
Lineage: Eukaryota; Metazoa; Chordata; Testudines; Emydidae
Gene: KCNJ13
Product: potassium inwardly rectifying channel subfamily J member 13
Biological process (GO): regulation of monoatomic ion transmembrane transport; potassium ion import across plasma membrane
Cellular component (GO): plasma membrane
Molecular function (GO): inward rectifier potassium channel activity
Source: RefSeq, a predicted model, not a curated record